Molecule: messenger RNA, 3488 nt
Organism: Malaclemys terrapin pileata
Lineage: Eukaryota; Metazoa; Chordata; Testudines; Emydidae
Gene: CDC42EP5
Product: CDC42 effector protein 5
Exons: 2
Coding region: 131-718 (195 amino acids)
Source: RefSeq, a predicted model, not a curated record
UUCUAACCCUUCAGUCGUCUCCGUGACUCUUCUCCACCCCGUCUCCAAUCGAUCAACGUCCUCCUUGACUUGGGGGCCGCGCAAAGGGACACGGGAUCCCGACAGCCUCGCCCCAGGGCCACGUCCAGAGAUGCCGAUUCUGAAGCAGUCCCCCAUCUCCCAGUCGAAGAAGAGGUCCCGCAUCGGGCGGGACAUGAUCAGCGCCCCGCUGGGGGAUUUCCGGCACACCAUGCACGUCGGCCGGGGCGGGGACGUCUUCGGGGACACCUCCUUUCUCAGCAACCACGGGGGCCCCAAGGCCAACGGGCUGCCCCCCGCCACCGAGGCCCUAGCGCCGGCCCAGUCCCCCAGCCGCCUCUCGGGGUCCUCCAGCAGCCCGGCUGAUUUGGGGGGCGGCCCCGGCGCCCUGGAUUUGCCCCCCGCUGGCUGGGAGGGGGAACUACAACACGCCGAGUCCCUGUUCUCCUUCGAGUUGGAUCUGGGGCCGUCCAUUCUGGAUGAGGUGUUGGGGGUCAUGGACAAGGGCGGGGAGCAGCCCUGGAGCGAGGACGUCAGGGCGGAGAGGCCGGUGGGGGGACAGGGGCUGGGCCACGGGGCGGCUUCCCAGGCAGGGGAGGAGGAAGAGGAGGAAGAAGAAGAGGAGGAGGAGGAGGAGGAGGAAGGCACCGGGCAUGGAUACACAUUUGACGAUGAUCUGGAUGACGAGAUUGGGCUAUAGGAGAGGGGGUUCAGCUCCCCUCCCAUCCCUCCAUUCCCCCCUAUUCCCUCCACCCCUCCACCUGUCUCCUCCCCUGUCCCUUCAUCCACGCCCCUCCUGCUUCAGCCAUCCCCCUCUUCCCUUGUGUGUGUUCUCUCUGUCUUUUCCUCUUUCAUUCUUCCUUACCCUCCUUUCAUGCGCUUCCCCCUUCUUUCUUUUGCUCCUGCUCUCUUUCCCUUCCCCUCUUCGGCCAUUUCUUCCUUUCAUUCUUUUUUUUCGUUCACUUAUUCUUACCCCCUAGCCGGCCCCCUCCCCGUGGCAGUACCGGUUCUCUGAGGUUGGUGAUCCUAUCUGCAGUGGAAAGUCCAAUGUGUUUGAUCCUAAUUUUCACCUCGUUGUCUGUAUGGAUUUCUGGAAUCCUAAUCCACCCACCCGUCCGUUGACUGGUCAACUCAUCAAUACGUCUAUCUAUUAAUGAGCCCCUCAAUCAAUCCACCAACCCACGGAUUGCCCAAUCAACCCAUCAAUACACUGAUCAACUUGUCAAUCCAUUUAUCAAUCAACCUGUCAAUUGAUCAACAAUCAAUCUACCAUCAAAGAACAAUCGGCCCAUUGGCUGACAAAAUGAGCUAUCAACAGUCAGCCCCCCGCAACUGAUCAAUCGGCCGAUGGACCCAUCAAUCCACCAAUUGACCUGCCAACUAAGUUAUCGACCAACCAAUUGACCGAUGGAACAGUCAACAAUCAACAAAGUAACCAGUCAACCCAUCAGCGGACUAGUCAAGAAUCAACCCACCAGUCGACCAGUCAGCCAACCAGUGAAACAGUCAACAAUCAACCAACCAAUUGGUCGGUGGAAUGGUCAACGAUCAACCGAUCGACUAGCCAACCCAUCAGUGCAAUAGUCAAGAAUCAAGCCACCAAUCGACCACUCAACCAACCAGUGGAACAAUCAACCAACCUGUUGACCAACCAAUCAAUCAAUCCACCGAUGAUCUCAGCAAUUGACCGAAUAACCCACCAAUCAGUCAGCAUCCCACUUCCUCUCCCUCAUUCCCCUCUCCCAAUGGGAGAAGGAACUCCUGAACUGAAAGAAGAGACAGUUUGAUGUUGGUUUUGUGUGUAUCCAUCUCACACCCCAUCUGGACUCUGGGCUCACAAGAGAUGGACUCGGACAAGGGCAGUGGUACCGGGGUGGUUGAGGGGCACGGAUCAGCCUUGAGAAAAGUGAUUUGGGUAACGCUGUGAAAAUGACCUGGGUUCCCUCCUCCCCCACCCCCUAUUUCAUGCCUGGGGCUCCCCCCACAUGGAAGGAGAAUUACUUGAGACAUUAACGGAUUAUAUUCACCAGGGGUGGAAGGCCUAGGAUCUAAUGGUUAGAGCAGGGGGGGGCUGGGAGCCAGCACUCCUGGGUUCCUGGCUCUGGGAGGGGAGUGGGGGCUGGUGGGUUAGAGCAGUGGGGGCUGGGAGCCAGGACUCCUGGGUUCUCUCCUAUAUUUUUAGGUGGAGGUGCCUAGAGGGUCUGGUGGAUUAGAACAAGGGGGGGCUGGGAACUAGGAGCAGUUUAUCCCAGCCCAGAAAAAGGUGGGGUGGAGGGGAGGGGUACAUUUCACUUUCCCUUUGAGGGCAGGGAUGUUAAGAUUAUUUUCCCUGCUCCAGAUUUGGUGUGUGUGUGGGGGGGAGGAGGAAUGUUAUGAAGUGGGGCAAUAGCUGGUGUCCUAGUGGCGGGUGUCAUGGAUUAAUAAGGGGUCCCCUAAUCUGGGCCCAUGGACAACAGGGUCAAAUGGAGCCAAUGCAGUGUGGUUCUGUCGCCCCCUAGUGGACUGAUCGGGUAGAAAGGCUACUGACGCUGUAGCGCGGGGCCUGCUCUUACAGUUUUGGGUUCGAGUCCCUGCAGGGUGGGGGACCGGAUUGGGGAUUGGCCCACACCCCCUGAGGGAGAGGGAAAGACGGCUAAAUGGGACCCGUAUUGGCUGGAUUAAGGAUGGAUUGCAGGAGACAGCUGAGGGAGGGAGAGAGGAAGAGGAAAGAAAGAAAAAUGUGGGUGGGAAAAGCAGAGAGAGUGUGAAUGUGAAAGGAUGGGAAGGGAAGGUGGGAGUAAUGUUAAAUAGGACUCCUGGGUGCUCUCCCCAGCUCUGGGAGGGGAGUGGGGUCUAGUGGUUAGAGCUGGGGGGCCAGGGCUCCUGGGUUCUAUCCCCGGCUCUGUCAUUGGUCCCCUGUGUAACCCCAGGCAAGUCCAUAUGUCAGUCUGUGCCUCAGUUUCCCCUUCUAAAGUGGCGCUUAUGAUACUGCCCUAAGGAGGAGGUGGGGGGAGGGAGGGCUCUGAGUUUCUCUGCUGAAAGCUGCUCCACGGGUGCUAAGAUGAACCUGCCUUCCAGCCACUGCGUGCAAGGGGGAGGCGGGGGGCUGGAGGUUGACCUGAGCUCAGUCCGGAGCCACCCCCAGACUGCCACGGGGCCAGGGCCGGGUUCUAAUCUCCCUUAUGCUCUGUCUGACCUUGUGCUAAUUCCUGGGUCUCAUCACCCCAGUCCUUCGGUAUCCCCGCUGCUAGCCCCGUGCCUGGGACGCUGACCUUAACGUCUGCCCCCUGCCCUCCGGGUUCCCCCCCCCAUGUUAAAUAGCGGGAUGGAUCUCUGCGUAUAUUUUUUUAUAUCUCUGUAUAUUCCCCCCCUGUGUAUAAAUGUCCAUUCCCCUCCCCCAGCCCUGCGGCAAGUUCACUCUAAAGCAAAUCUUUCUAGUGAGAGAAAAAUGUUUGUAUUUCUUACCAUUAAAGCGCGACCUUCGGUCUGGA